AUGAAGAUCUCUACCAUUAGUGCUCUCCUAGUUGCUGCUGCCGCUGGGGUGGCAGCUGAAAAUCCUGACGAGUACGACUAUGUUGUCAUCGGAUCCGGACCAGGCGGUGGCUCCCUUGCUGCAAAUCUUGCUCGGAGCGGGCACUCUGUGUUCUUGAUUGAAGCAGGCGAAGAUGCUGGCGACAACCGAAUCGAGCAGAUUCCAGCUUGGUUUAAUAUAGCAGGCGAAACACCUGGAAUCGCGUGGCAUUUCUUUGUCAACCACUUCCAAAACGAAACUCAGGCCAAGAGGGACGACAAGUACACCUACCGGCUCAACAACGGUUCAUACUAUGUUGGCCUGGACCCCCCAGCAGAUGCAGAGCCACUCGGAAUUUAUUAUCCCCGUGGCGGCACAGUGGGAGGCUCGUCCGAGGUCAAUGCCAUGUAUUUUGUCGCGCCUCCUGACAACGACUGGAAAUACAUAGCCGAGCUCACUGGAGACGACUCCUGGACAGCAGAGAACAUGCGAAACUAUUUUGUCGAGGUUGAAAGAAAUGGCUAUCUUCCACCAGAUGUUCCAGGCCAUGGCUACGAGGGAUAUGUAUCGAGCCACCAGGUCAACGAUACAUACGUUACCACUCGACCUGGAAUUACCAAGCUUGUCGAAGAGGCUAUACAGGAACUUGAGGGCAUCGACGUCGAGAGUGAGCAGCAGCUCGUCGAGUUGCUGAGGCGAGACUUGAACCGCAUCGAUGCCAACAGGUACGAGAAAUCUAGUGCCCUCAACGUUGUUUUGCACAUCAACAACCGAAGACGCCGAAAUGGAGCCCGAGAGCAUGUCGUGGACACGCUCAAUGCUCGUGAUGACGGUGGCUUGCCCAAGUUCCCUCUUACUCUGAGUACCCGCAGCCUAGCCACUCGCAUUUUAUUUCACAACACCACCGACUCCCAGAAACCCCGGGCCCGUGGUGUUGAGUAUCUUGCUGGUGAGGCGCUUUAUUCGGGUGAUGACCGAUAUAAUGCCAGUCAAUCUGGAGAACUCAAGACAGUCACGGCUUCUCGCGAGGUCAUUGUGGCCGGAGGAGCAUUUAACACGCCACAAAUCCUCAAGCUGAGCGGCAUCGGUCCGCGAGAAGAGCUUGAAGACUUGGAGAUACGCGUUGUAGUGGAUCUACCGGCCGUUGGAGCUUACCUGCAAGACAACUACGAAGGAGGCGUCCGUGUCCGUGCCAGUACUGCCUGGGAGAACAAUCCGUUCGAGAACUGCAGAAUGGACCCGACACUUUCGCCAUCCGAGGACCCCUGUCUGCAGCUUUGGGAGACCCAGGGGCUAGGUCCAUACGGCGAGGGCGGUGCCCCUCUGUUCAUGUUGUUCAAAUCCAGCGUCAGCGAAAACGAAGACUGCGACAUUGGGCUCUUUGGCAGUCCCAAUGCCGACUUCCGUGGCUUUUUCCCCGGCUUCAGCCGAGUGACAGCGCCAGACAACGCAUUCUUCUGGUCGGUCGUCAAGAUGCAGCCGCUGAAUGAGGCCGGCACUGUGACUCUGCGCUCCACCAACCCUCGCGACACGCCGCUGAUCAAUUUUAACUGGUUCGAGCAGAACGAGGAGCGAGAGCUGCAGGCCAUGGUGGAGGGUACCGAAAUGGCCAUGCGUGUGUUUAAUGCGACCGGGGCGCCAUAUGCUCCUUUUGAGGUUCUUGAGCCAAACCCCGGGGUUGAUGUCAGGCAGUCCAUCAAGGACAAUGCCUUUAGUCACCAUGCCACGUCGACCUGUCGCAUGGGCCCCAAGGACCACCCAGACUAUUGCGUCGACUCCAACUUCAAGGUCAACGGCGUCGAAGGACUGCGCGUGGUGGACGCGUCCAUCUUUCCUCGCACUCCGGGUGCAUUCCCAGUUGCGCCUACGUUCAUGGUCAGCCGGAAGGCAUUUCACGCGAUCCUGGCGGAUGCCGCGGAACAUGAUCGCACCCUCAGAAAUGAUACCGGCACUGGCACUGGCACUGGCACUGGCCCUGGCACUGGCGGCAGUGUUGUCACGGGCGCUGCACCUGCCUCCCACCAGCCGAUUGGAAUGCACUGUGCGUCAAUGGUGGUGGCUAUUGCGGUCCUCUUCAGUACUUUCUGA
This is a messenger RNA of Akanthomyces muscarius, 2106 nucleotides long. RefSeq lists its product as uncharacterized. Lineage: Eukaryota; Fungi; Ascomycota; Sordariomycetes; Hypocreales; Cordycipitaceae. Bases 1 to 2106 code for a protein of 701 amino acids. The record is from RefSeq and is a predicted model, not a curated record. The transcript has 6 exons. Gene Ontology annotation, molecular function: oxidoreductase activity, acting on CH-OH group of donors; flavin adenine dinucleotide binding.